GCUCCAGCACCGCAAUUGAACCACGGCGCUGGGUGUUGAACCGCAGGCGCAGGAGCCAUGGUGAAGAGCAAAUUCUUGACCCAGACUGACAUGAAGAUCGGCCUCAUCGGGGAUGAGGAUACGGUCACCGGAAUGCUGCUGGCAGGAGUAGGUCACGUGGAUGGUCAAGGGAAGAAGAACUUCCUGGUGGUAGACUCCAAGGUCCACAUCAAGGACAUUGAGGACCACUUCCACGAGCUCACGGGGCGCAAAGACAUCUCCAUGAUCCUGAUCACGCAAGACUGCGCUGAGAUGAUCCGAAGGGCUGUGGACGAGUACGAGCACAGCGGCAAGACCAUCCCCACUGUGCUGGAGAUCCCCUCUAAGGACACGCCCUAUGACCCUCGCAAGGAUGGGGUGAUGCAGCGGGUGGCCUUCUUCCUGCCCAGCGCCAUGGCAGCCUUGGGCAUUGAGUCAUGAGGGCCUUUGGCCAUGCUUGGGGUGGCUUCGAAUUUUGAAGGCCGCGCAACACUGCUGCAGAUGUACGCCUUUUUAUUGAUCGGCCCCCUGGUUGCGGGCCGUAUUGUGCUGCCACUCGUCUUUUUGUCCGCCUUCCUUUGCAUAGUGGGCUUUUCUCGACAUGUGAGCUGAUAUGCGAAGAAAACAUUGCCAAGGAUGUUGUUUUGCCGAUUGGCUCAGAAGUUAGCAGAAUACAGCAGGAUAGCUCGGC
Molecule: messenger RNA, 709 nt
Organism: Effrenium voratum
Lineage: Eukaryota; Dinophyceae; Suessiales; Symbiodiniaceae
Source: the annotation of a GenBank genome assembly